GGAAAUCUGGAUUGAAUCAAAGCUGGGACAAUAUUGGUCUUCAUGAUUUUGCGACAAGUACGGACGAAAGCCGAUGUAGUGAAGGAGAUGUUUCGAAAGAGAGGAGGGUACUUCUUCUAGGAAAGGUUGGAUCUGGUAAAAGUGCCACUGGGAACGCAAUAAUAGGUAGAAAUGUUUUUAAAAGCAGAAAAAGUUUUAGGCCCGUGACUGAAGUGUGUGCAUAUGAAAGUGUUGAAAGGAAUAAUAAAAAAUAUGUAGUCUUUGAUACACCAGGGGCUCAGGGAUUACACAGAGAUAGAGACCGAUUCCGAAAUAACUUGAAGCUGUGUUUGUAUGUAACAUCUCCCGGAUUCCAUGCCAUUGUUUACGUUAUAUCUGCAGAACAAAGAAUACAACAGUCUGAUGUAGAAAUGUUUAAGGAUUUUGAAAAUUUGCUAAAAGAUAAAACUUAUAAAUACGCAAUCGUCGUUUUCACUCAUGCUGAGAAUGAAGAAGUCCCAGAUUUGAUAAGGGAGUCAAAGGAGAUAAGAGGACUCUGUGCAAAAUGUAACGACAGAUAUCUUAGUUUUGGAAAUAAUAGAAAUGUUGAUCAAAUGUUGAUAAAUCAUUUCGACGAGGAGCUCGAAAACCUUAUUAGCAGGAACAAAGAUGCGGUUUAUUAUGAACACCCACUGUACUCUAAAGCUUAUAAAAUACUUGAUAAGGACGCAGAAAGAUUGAGACGAGAAAAUCCAAAUCUAGCCUAUAGUGCAGCCAUUGAAAGGGCCAGAAAAAACGCAUUUCAAGAACGUUCACUUCAAAAUGCUAGGCUUCUAAAUCUUAGGGAGAGCUGGUGGAAAUCUGGAUUGAAUCAAAGCUGGGACAAUAUUGGUCUUCAUGAUUUUGCGACAAGUACGGACGAAAGCCGAUGUAGUGAAGGAGAUGUUUCGAAAGAGAGGAGGGUACUUCUUCUAGGAAAGGUUGGAUCUGGUAAAAGUGCCACUGGGAACGCAAUAAUAGGUAGAAAUGUUUUUAAAAGCAGAAAAAGUUUUAGGCCCGUGACUGAAGUGUGUGCAUAUGAAAGUGUUGAAAGGAAUAAUAAAAAAUAUGUAGUCUUUGAUACACCAGGGGCUCAGGGAUUACACAGAGAUAGAGACCGAUUCCGAAAUAACUUGAAGCUGUGUUUGUAUGUAACAUCUCCCGGAUUCCAUGCCAUUGUUUACGUUAUAUCUGCAGAACAAAGAAUACAACAGUCUGAUGUAGAAAUGUUUAAGGAUUUUGAAAAUUUGCUAAAAGAUAAAACUUAUAAAUACGCAAUCGUCGUUUUCACUCAUGCUGAGAAUGAAGAAGUCCCAGAUUUGAUAAGGGAGUCAAAGGAGAUAAGAGGACUCUGUGCAAAAUGUAACGACAGAUAUCUUAGUUUUGGAAAUAAUAGAAAUGUUGAUCAAAUGUUGAUAAAUCAUUUCGACGAGGAGCUCGAAAACCUUAUUAGCAGGAACAAAGAUGCGGUUUAUUAUGAACACCCACUGUACUCUAAAGCUUAUAAAAUACUUGAUAAGGACGCAGAAAGAUUGAGACGAGAAAAUCCAAAUCUAGCCUAUAGUGCAGCCAUUGAAAGGGCCAGAAAAAACGCAUUUCAAGAACGUUCACCUCAAAAUGCUAGGCUUCUAAAUCUUAGGGAGAGCUGGUGUGUGAUUAUUUAGUGAUUAUUCAUAUUUGUUUGUUUGUAUGUAAUAUACAAUUAUAUUUGUUUUAUUUUUAAAAUAUACACGUUCCUAAAAGCUCACAAUUAGCAAACUGAAAUACAGAAAAGCACUAAUGGUGUGGAUCAAUUCAUGUAUGAGAAUGUUAACUUCGGUGGUGAACGUGUUCUUGAAUGCACCGUAAAAUCACAUGAUUUGUAGGGGAUAAAAACACACGAGUGGAUAAAAACCCUAUCAAAAUACAAAUUAUGUGAGAUUAUUUUUAUCCCAUGUGUUUUACAAUCAUAUCGAUGUUUUACACUGUUUUUAUAUAGAACUCUUUAUUUUACUUCAUUAUGCUUACGCAGAACCCAUUUUGACGUCACAGAUGUUGGAUACGAAAACGAUAUCACAUGAGCUAUAUCCACGGGAUGAAGGGUAAACAUGGGAUAAAUAUAGGAUCUGAAAUACUUUGAAGUUGGAUGAGAUUUUUUUUCAUCAAGUUGUGUGAUUUUUAAAUCCGAGCGUUAGCGAGGGAAAACACACAAUGAGUUGGAUAAAAGGUAUAUCCAACUGCAAAUCUUGGGAGAUUCCAUUGUUAAAUACUUCCCAGAUGAUGUUUUAAACUAUUUUUAUAUAUAGGACUCCACUUUAUUUUUACUGCAUCACGCUAACGCAAAAACCAUUGUGACGUCAUAAAUUUCACGAGUGGCAUACCUUUUGUGGAAUAGUAUACAGUUAUGGAAUGGGUACGAGGGAAAAAGCAAAUUUAUG
Messenger RNA from Saccostrea cuccullata (small rock oyster), 2435 nucleotides. RefSeq names its product GTPase IMAP family member 8-like. The annotation marks the transcript as partial. The transcript has 4 exons. Gene Ontology annotation, molecular function: GTP binding. Lineage: Eukaryota; Metazoa; Mollusca; Bivalvia; Ostreida; Ostreidae. The record is from RefSeq and is a predicted model, not a curated record.